This is a messenger RNA of Synchiropus splendidus (mandarinfish), 2407 nucleotides long. RefSeq names its product fibulin-7. The transcript has 8 exons. Lineage: Eukaryota; Metazoa; Chordata; Actinopteri; Syngnathiformes; Callionymidae. Gene Ontology annotation, molecular function: calcium ion binding. The record is from RefSeq and is a predicted model, not a curated record. The coding region runs from base 103 to 1446 and encodes 447 amino acids.
UUCCUUCACUGACCUGCAGUCCCGACUCACUCUGUGGACAGUCCACUUGAAGUUAACAUCUUUUUGUUUUUAACCAAGACUCACCACUGAAUUGCUGGCAAAAUGCUGGUAUCUGCUUUCAUCACUUUGGUGGGUUUGUGUGUGAUACAUCCUUCCGCUGAACAGGACUGUCCCAGUAGAAAUGAAAUACAAGGCUCCCUGAAACAGGUCCAGAAGCUUCUGUCCGCUCAUGAAACCUCGUAUCUUCAGAGUCUACGCAACCUGAGGAAGAAACUAAACCUUCUACAGAGCAGCACCGGAAAACAUUCCUCAAAAACAAUCAACAGUACCUGCGCCAAACUGGACGCUCCGGUUAACGGGAGGAGACUGGGCAGGUCUCACAGCCCUGGACAUGAGGUUCAUUUUGUCUGCGAUCCUGGAUAUGAACUGGUGGGGUCAGAGAGCAGAGUUUGUCAGGAGAGCCUGACAUGGAGCGGCCAGCAGCCGACAUGUCGAGAGAUUAAUGAGUGUGCGUCAUCACCAUGCCUGAAUGGAGGGACAUGUUCAGACGAGGUCAACCAGUUUUCAUGCACAUGUGCCAAAGGGUGGGCUGGAGUCACAUGUCAGAGCCCUGUUCCAAAUUUCUUUGUCACCGUGAUGAACACUUCAGCCGCCGCCUCUCCUGCUGCCACUGCUGCUGCAUCAAUGCCAGCUGACACUUCUGGUCCUUUUACCCGUCCGUCACGCUGUACUAUAACUCAGGGGACCACCCACUGCACCUGCGAGCCUGGUUACACCAUCUCUGGGCGGGACAGCUACACUUGCACGGAUAUUGAUGAAUGCGAGCUUUUCCAUAACGGACAGGCUGGAAGACUUUGUUUACACUCUUGUGUGAACACCCCCGGAGGAUAUCGCUGCACCUGCCCUGUUGGGUAUAACGCAACACGUGAUGGUCGCAGUUGCAAAGAUAUUGAUGAAUGUGCCAGCAGACAAAACAACUGCACAAAAGACCAGAUGUGCAUUAACACAUACGGGGGUUUCCAGUGUGUCCGAGUCGAGUGCCCCAAAAUCCCACAUGCAACAUAUGUCAAAACAUCACCAAUGCGCUGCGAACGAAACCCAUGUCCCGUGGAUAACAGGGCUUGUACACAAGCCCCCAACUCCUUCUCCUAUCAUUACCUUGCCGUUGUCUCCAACCUGUCAGCUCCUCGUGUCAUGUUCCGAGUCUCUGCUCUGCGUCCAGUGGGUGACACGCUUCGCUUCACGAUGCUGGGUGGGAGGCAAGCUCGGCGGCACUUCACAGUUCAGCGUUCAGAUCGUCUGACUGGGCAACUGAUGCUGAUGAGCCCAGUUCAGGGCCCGGCAACUCUGGAGGCAGAGGUGGAGAUGAGUGAGCUGGAGAGAAGAGUCCAGCUGGGCCGUUACAUCACCAAAGUCACCAUGUUUGUAUCCCAGUAUGACUUUUAAAAAUGGGACAUAACAAAGGCAGCGGGGAGAAUCAGCAAAUGAUUUGAAUUACAAUGACAUGCGUCACAUGGUAACUAUCAAUAAAGUUGUUCAUCAAAAAAACGUAAACUAAUAUCUUUGCCUGUAUAUUUUUUACCUUUUUGGAAUGUGUGCAGUGAUUCAGGUGAUAAGAUAUUUUCUUUUGUGAGUUGUUGUGACAGCUGAAUUCUUCCAGUUGCUUCUUCUCUCCCAUAACUUCCUCAUCAUGUUACAUCCUCCGGUUCAGCCUUCCAUCCCCACUUGUCGAUGUUGCUAUAUAUUCAAGUCCCCUCACUACAGCGCUCUCUGUUUAGGUGGAAUCAUCCUUGAAAGAUAAAAACCCUUUCAAGUGAGUGUUGGUUGAGUGUACUCCAGUGAAAUCAAUGGCCCAAUCUCAGUGUAUAUGUGGUAUGAAGUUGUCCCAGUCUUUUGGCAACUUAGUUUUACCUCUGUACAGGAAAAGGUUCACUUUUGUGUGGAUUCAGCUACAUUACAUACUGCACUGAAACAGAAACAAGAUCUGUGCUGUUUAUCUAUCAUAUGACUGUGACUGAUAACAAAGCACAAAAUAAAUAAAUCAAAUAAAAGGAACACAAUUAAUUAAAAAACAUUAAGUACUGAUUUUUCAUGAGUUGGGAUUUCCUAACAUUCCUCCAAGGUUUUUUGUUCUUGCGUCUCAAAUGUUAAUUUUGAAGGACCUUUUUAUGAGUUUGCUUCACUGAAACAAAAACAAAACAAUUACUUUGACAAAUGGUUUGCGAAUUUGAAACUGUUAUUUGCAUAGUGGAUAAAAACAAUAUUAACCUAUUUUUUUUACUUUGUCAUGUGGGUGUAUCUGUCAUUUAAAAAAAAAAACCCCACAAAAGGCAAAACUGAAAACCACCUUUAUUGUUGCUGAACACAGUAUGUACAACAAGCCUACCGGGACACUCCUGUAAUUUGA